AACGGUACAUUAUGACCAGUGGCGCAUCCCUUUAGAAGGCAGCCUCCUGAUUGACUGAGGAGAUUACCAAUAAAAAAAGGGAGGGUUAUCAGGAAACAAACAUGGCUACCCUGUCUGUUGGAGAGCCGCAAGAGAUGGAAGUGGACCGGAAGGGCGAGUCAGAGGAGUCUGGAGAUGAUGAGACCAGGAGGAAGAGCAUCAAUGGGAAGGUGGACGCCAAUCAGCCCCAUACCACAGUUAAAGAGGAGUCUCCUGUUGAAAUGGAUACCAUAACUCUGGACCCAGAGGAAGAGGAUGUUGAUCUUGUCCACUGUCGUAUUGGGAAGAUUGAGGGACUGGGGGUGUUGAGGAAGGCUAAGACGCUCUCGCUAAGGCAGAACCUGAUCAAGACGAUUGAAAACCUGGAGAUGUUAGUGACGCUGAAGGAGCUUGAUCUCUACGACAACCAGAUCUGCAAACUUGAGAACCUCCAGACCCUCAAAGAGCUGGAUCAGCUGGACGUGUCCUUCAAUCUACUGAGGAAGGUGGAGGGUCUGGAGUGUCUGACGGGGCUAAAGAAGCUCUUUCUGCUGCACAACAAGAUCAGCCACAUCGCCAACCUGGACCACCUCACCGGCCUAGAGAUGUUGGAGCUGGGCUCCAACCGCAUCCGGCUAAUAGAGAACUUGGACAGGCUGUCCUCGUUGACGAGUCUGUUUCUGGGCACCAAUAAGAUCACUCAGCUACAGCAUCUGGAAGGCCUUCACAACCUGACAGUCCUCAGCAUCCAGAGUAACCGCAUCACCAAGAUGGAGGGUCUGCAGGGUCUGGUCAACCUGAAGGAACUCUACCUGAGUCACAACGGCAUCGAGGUCAUUGAGGGCCUGGAGAACAAUAUGAAUGAUAAUCAGCUAGAGAACUGGUCAGAUUUGGAUGAGCUGAAGAGCUCCAAGGCCCUGGAGACGGUGUACCUGGAGAGGAACCCCUUACAGAAGGACCCCCAAUAUCGCAGGAAGAUCAUGCUGGCUCUGCCCACCGUACGCCAGAUCGACGCCACCUUCAUCCGCUUUUAACCGGGCCACACCCCCACCUCGGUGUCCCUCCACUCACCGUUCUUCCCAUGCAACUGCAAAAUGGACGUCUGCUUACUGCACGCAGACUCAUUCACCACAGGCACACACCUACAGAUAGACGAGUGUCCUUGUAUACCACAUACACUCCAGCACACACACAUUCUGACCAUCACUUUUCACUUGCCUUACUGUCUCAUGUAAAACACGCAUGUACACACUUACACUCACCAUCUGACCUAUGCUAUUGUGUUAAUGCAUAUUGAUUUAUUGUCAGAAUUGGACUGGAUAGAGGCUGGGAGGAGUGGGAGCUGCAGGGAUGUCAAAAGGACCCCCUCCUUCUUUUCCCCCUUUGGAUGUGGAGUAGGGAAUAAUUGCUCUGCCUGAUUGUCCGGAGGGAUGGAGAAGGCAGUCUGUUUUUCUCCCUUUGUUAUUGAAAUUGCACUGCACCUGGCAAGGAGGGGGGGGGUGGAGGUAUUUCUGAUGGUCUAUUUGAGUGUUCAUCACAUUUCCUUCAGGAAGGUCUGAACUUACCAGACAGUCUUAUUAAAAAUGAAAUGUGUAAAACUAAAUGUGACACUGGUAGCUGCUACCUUCAGUGGUGCUAACACAGGGUGUGUAUGAUGGGGAUAUUUAGCUCCCCAUAACACUAAGCUUCCCUCAGAUUGUAGCUACGUUAACAGAUGCUGUAUCGUGGUCUGUUGUUCAAUGUGAAGGAUUGAACAUAAUUCACGCCCUGUCACAAAGAAGCAUACUCAGAAGCUGGUCCACUUCGGGACAAUAAAGCAAAUGUGCUGUUCUGAAUGCCAAAUCAUGACUGCACCAAGAAACAAACCAGGGGUUUGUGCAUUAGGAGCAAAUGUAGCAGAGCAUUUUGCAAUGGGGCAAAACGGAAACAAGGGAAAAAAAUGUAGCAGAGCAUUUUGCAAAACGGAAACAAGUGGUUCUUGGACAAGAGAUGUUUCACUCUGUUUUGUGUUUUUUGCCUGAUGAACAUGACCCAAUUACCAGAGAGUAUAAACCACAUGUGGAGAGUGGGAUUUUUGCUAUAGGAUUUGUUCUCAACUGUUUCAUUAAUUCAUUUGUUUUUAAUUUAGUUUCUUAAACGGAUUUGUUUUGAAUGGAUCAAAGACCAAGUUUGAUUAUUUACAAUGUCCUAGUUUAAAUUAAUCUGCAGUCUGAGCUAUACUGAAAAAUAAAAAAUAAAUAUUUUACUGAGUUACAGUUCAUAUAAGGAAAUCAGUCAAUUGAAAUAAAUAAAUUACAUCCUAAUUUAUGGAUUUCACAUGACUGGGAAUAUAGAUAUGCAUCUGUUGGUCACAGAUACCUAAGAAAAAAGGUAGGGGCGGCGAUCAGAAAACCAGUCAGAAUCUGGUAUGACCACCAUUUGCCUCAUGCAGUGGGACACAUCUCCUUUGCAUAGAGUUGAUCAGGCUGAUUGUGGAAUGUUGUCCCACAUCUUCAAUGGCUGUGAGAAGUUCCUGGAUAUUGGCGGGAACUGAAACACGCUGUCAUACAUGUCAAUCCAGAGCAUCCCAAACCUGCUCAAUGGGUGACAUGUCUGAGUGUGCAGGCCAUGGAAGAACUGGUACAUUUUCAUCUUCCACGAAUUGUGUACAGAUCUUUGCGACAUGGGACCGUGCAUUAUGCUGAAACAUGAGGUGAUGGCGGCGGUUGAAUGGCAUGACAAUGGACUUCAGAAUUUUGUCACGGUAUCCCUGUGCAUUCAAACUGCCACUGAUAAAAUGCAAUUGUGUUGUCUGUAGCUUAUGACUGCCCAUACUAAAAUCCCACGGCCACCAUGGGUAACUCUGUUCACAACGUUGACUUCAGCAAACCAUUCGUCCACACAACGCCGUACACGUGGUCUGUGGUUGAGACCGGUUGGACGUACUGCGAAAUUCUCUAUAAUGACGUUAGAGUCAGCUUAUGGUAGAGAGAUGAACAUUCAAUUCUGUGGCAACAGCUCUGGUGGACAUUCCUGCAGUCAGCAUGCCAAUUGCACACUCCCUCAACAAGAGACGUCUGUGGCAUUGUGUUGUGUAACAAAACUGCACAUUUUAGAGUGGCCUUUUGUCUCCAGCACAAGGUGCACCUGUGAAAUAAUCAUGCUGUUUAAUCAGCUUUUUGAUAUGCCACACCUGUCAGGUGGAUGGAUUAUCUUGUCAAAGGAGAAAUGCUCACUAACAGAUGUAAACAAAUUCAUGCACAACAUUUUAGAGAAAUAUGCUUUUUGUGGUUAUGGAAAAUUUCAGCUCAUGAAACAUGAGACCAACACUUGACAUGCUGCGUUUCAAUUUGUAUUGUGUAUUAGUCCAUAAGUAAAUCUUAUCGCUGUAAAAAACUAACAUUCAGUGGUGGUGACAUUCAGAUUAUGAAAAGGAAAAUAUGACAGUCUGUAAUCAUAUUUCCAUCAAAGUGAAAAGCCCAUGCAUAUACAUUUAUGGAGUCACCUAUAGUUUGCACUUACUGGUACACUUCAAGGGAAACUUAGAACAGAAGUGAACAGUGUUCGUGAACAGAAAUGGGCUCAGAUUACCUAUUGACCUGGAUCAGUGGGGUCUGUCUGAGUGAAUGUCUGUGUGGUAUGUGGAAGGGAAGGACUGUUUGUUGUAAACUUUUAUUUGUAAACCUUUAUUUACCAGAUUGCUCAGGAUCUCUAUCUCCAUGCAGUACACCAACAGACUCAGAAGUUGUCCCUAACCACAGAUCUAGGAUCAGAAACUUUCUGUACCCAUAAUCAGAUUUCAACCUAAACCAGUAGUGGAAUGACCCUGUAUCAGUGGUUAGGGACAACUUCUAUUUUCUCUUGUGUGAAAUGUUACCAAUACAACUGGGGCUUAUUCAAGAGGGUGCAACAUUUAGAAUGUUACAGAUGGAAAUGCAAUGUAUAUUAUUUCAACUAUUGACUCGUUUGCUAGACAAGUUGACGGUUCUAUACAAGGGAUUUCUGCCCCACGACUCACUUUUUGUUUAGCUUGUUUUUAGUCAUGUUUGACAAAGUGCUUUGUUGACUGUUUUUGAACUGAAUGUAUUAUAAAAGACUAAAUAAAGUUACUUCAAAUUA
This is a messenger RNA of Salmo salar (Atlantic salmon), 4116 nucleotides long. RefSeq names its product protein phosphatase 1, regulatory (inhibitor) subunit 7. NCBI's taxonomy places the organism in Eukaryota, Metazoa, Chordata, Actinopteri, Salmoniformes, Salmonidae. Gene Ontology annotation, molecular function: protein binding. The record is from RefSeq and is a predicted model, not a curated record.